Trichoplax adhaerens is the source of this 807-nucleotide messenger RNA. RefSeq lists its product as uncharacterized. Gene Ontology annotation, cellular component: basolateral plasma membrane; plasma membrane. Gene Ontology annotation, biological process: glycerol transmembrane transport; water transport. Lineage: Eukaryota; Metazoa; Placozoa; Uniplacotomia; Trichoplacea; Trichoplacidae. Bases 1 to 807 code for a protein of 268 amino acids. The transcript has 6 exons. The record is from RefSeq and is a predicted model, not a curated record. Gene Ontology annotation, molecular function: glycerol channel activity; water channel activity.
AUGUCUGUUAAGACUUUUGGUAUUGGCUCUGUGGCUCAAGUGGUUUUAGGAAAGGGCAAUUUCGGUGACUUUUUGUCCAUUAAUUUUGGUUGGGGCUUGGGUGUAACAUUUGGUUGUUAUGUAGCUGGUAAUGUAACUGGUGCUCAUAUGAAUCCAGCUAUGACUAUUGCUUUAGCUGUCUACAAGAAGUUUCCUUGGAGAAAAGUUCCGAUGUACAUUACAGCUCAAAUGUUGGGCUCAUUCAUUGCAUCAGCGGUUUGCCAUGCCAUCUAUAUCGAGGGUAUUAAUGCUUAUGAUGGUGGAGUUCGCCAAACGCCACCCCAUGUUAAUGCUACCGCUCAGAUCUGGGCAACAUAUCCACAACCCUAUUUGAGUACUGCUGCAGGAUUUUUCGAUCAGAUUGUUGGUACCGGCCUAUUAGCUCUAUGUGUCUUUGCAUUGGUUGAUGAUAAAAACUGGGCUCCUCCAGAUUACUUGAAGCCUUUACUUAUUGGCUUUGUUGUUUUGAACAUUGGCGAUACUUUUGGCUUAAAUUGUGGUUAUGCCAUCAAUCCUGCUCGUGAUUUUGCACCACGAUUGUGGACUUUAAUUGCUGGUUGGGGUACACCCACUUUUGUUAAUGGAAAUUAUUGGUUCUGGGUGCCCAUUGUCGGACCUAUACUCGGAGCUAUUGUUGGUGGUGGUAUGUACAUGUUUUUCAUCGAAAUGCGAUGGGACGAAAUCAGGAAAUCAUCGGUUGCUCCAGCUAAUGAAACUGAAUUAGAGCAAGUUCGAACCGAUAAAGAAGUAAAUGACGGCCGCAAUUAA